Molecule: messenger RNA, 1969 nt
Organism: Strigops habroptila (Kakapo)
Lineage: Eukaryota; Metazoa; Chordata; Aves; Psittaciformes; Psittacidae
Gene: DPM3
Product: dolichyl-phosphate mannosyltransferase subunit 3, regulatory
Exons: 2
Coding region: 125-403 (92 amino acids)
Biological process (GO): GPI anchor biosynthetic process
Cellular component (GO): dolichol-phosphate-mannose synthase complex; endoplasmic reticulum membrane
Source: RefSeq, a predicted model, not a curated record
UGAGUUAAGCGACGUGGCGCUACCCCGAACUACAACUUCCAGCGGCCCCCGCGCUGCGGCGCGGCCGGGACGUCAUCUUAGCGACGGCAGGAGCGUGGGGCCCGGGACAACGGAGCCGGCCGCCAUGACCAAGCUGGGGCAGUGGCUGUGCGGACUCGCGCUGUUUGGCUCCGCAUGGGCCGCGCUGGCGCUGGCGCCGCCGGGGCUGCGGUUACCGGCGCCGUUCCGCCAGGCCCUGCUGCCGCUGCCCGUGUACCUGCUGGUGGCCUUCGGCUGCUACUCGCUGGCCACCGUGGGCUUCCGCCUCGCCACCUUCAACGACUGCGAGGAGGCGGCGGCCGAGCUGCAGGAGCACAUCCGGGAAGCGCGGGCGGACCUGGCCCGGCGCGGGCUGCGCUUCUGAGCCCCAUAAACCGCGGGGACGGUGGGUCCGGUGCGCCCGGAGGGGGACACCCGGGGUCCCCGGGGCGCUGCUUGAGGCUGGUUGCGGGGGGGUCCCCCCCAGUUCCCCCCGCGCUGCGCGGAGCCCGCCCCGGCCUCCCCCGUCUCGGCGCUGCCGCUCGGAGCCCGGCGCUGGGAUGGGGAUGGAGGCGGCGCGGCCGGGACCGGCUCCGCGGGCACAGCGCUUUCCCUUCUGAUGCGGUUCCCGCCGUCGGGCGGGAGCUCCUGCAGCCUCAUCCCGGCCGCCGCAGCCGGAUUCCAGCGGGAGAAGGAGGGACCUCCGCGGGGUGGAGCGGGCGGCGCAGCCUUCACAACGCAGCACCCGGGGGUCCCGUGUGUCCGGGGGAGGGCUCAGCCCCACGCUGCGGCCGCUGCGCGGUGCCACACGCCGGGACCUGCCUCCCCGCAGCUGCUUCACAUUCCAGCCAAAAGGACUUUCUUGUUCUUAAUGAGCGGCUCCGCAGCCGGGAGCAGCUCGCACGGGGCGGGAGGACUCGGCGUAAUUAGCAGGAGGAACUAAUGAGCUGUUUCCUGCGCAGCAGCGGCAGCGCGGAGCUGGGUGGGCAGCGUCGGGGUGGCACCGCCCCGGGGUCGGUACCGGGGGCAGAGACCACAGGGCAGGAACUGCAGCUACUGCGGGCUCCUCGCAGCCCUCCCUGGGCUCCUCACCCCCACACGGAGGGCGGCAGCGUCUCCCUGUUGGGUUCAUGCUGCUGCAGGCGCUCGCCUCCGGCCUCCCCAUGGGGCCAUGUCCUGGUGCUCCCGGCACACGCAGCCGGAGCCACCCGGAGCUCGGCCUCUGAUCCCGGUCUUGCUCCCAGUCCCGCUUCUGUCCUGCUCCCGGUCCUGCUCCCAUCCUGAUCCAACUCGCGGUCCUGCUCCCAUCCUGAUCCCACUCCCGGUUCUGCUCCCAUCCUGAUCCAGCUCCCGGUCCUGCUCCCAUCCUGAUCCCGCUCCCGGUCCUGCCCCGUCCGUGUUGACUUUUCCCAGGCACAAGGUGUGAACCAGCGUCUGAGCCGCCGCUCGGGCUCUGCCAACAUCGUCGUCACCGCUUCCUUGAUCCGCCUGCGUCACCAUCCCUUAAUCCUGCCCCGGGGGGGGGUUUCUCCUGCCCCAUAGGGGGCUCUCCUGCCCCAUGGGGGGGUGUCUGCUGUCACCUUUCCCAAGGCUGUGGUGUUCGUUGUAUAACUUGUCACCCGACCACGCUCCUGUCCCCUGCUCAUGCACUUGCCUGGUGGCUUCAUUCCAGAUCAUUGUUCAUCGACUCUGGGUCCACGCCAACGUGUUCAAGCCACAGAGGCCUUUUCCGUCCCCAUUGUGACCAGUGGCCCCAGGCUGCUGCUUCGGGGGGGGAGUCAGCGCAGCCUUCCCAGGCAGUGCCACCAUCCCCUGGGUCCCAUCCGAGGCUGAUGCUUCCACAUUGCUGGAAAGUGGGAUGAGCCCCCAGACCCACACCAAGGGAGGGCACCCCAACGCGGCACCGGGAAGAGUCUCUGAUUUAUUAAAAGGCACUUAAAUGGGUACAAAA